CUCUUGUCCACGGCUUGAAAUUCUAUUCCCUUUGCUGAUACCGGCUAUUCAAAAUGGCGUCUACCUUUGCUAUGGGUCUCGGUGUCGCUACGGCCGCCUUCUUGGGCCGUGCCGGCUACGUCGCUUUGCAGCGCUCCAGAGGAGGUGUGAACAGCUUGGGAAAGGCUUUCUACAAGGGAGGAUUCGAAGCCCGCAUGACCCGCCGCGAAGCUUCCUUGAUUCUUGAGCUCCCCGAGCGCACCCUGAACAAAGACAAGGUCCGCAAGAAGCACCGCCAGCUCAUGCUUCUCAACCACCCCGAUCGUGGCGGUAGCCCGUACCUGGCCACCAAGAUCAACGAAGCCAAGGAAUUCCUCGACAAGCAUACCUAGAGUGGCAUCGAAAUCGGAAUCGGAAUCGAGAACCGCGACUCUUGAUCCCCUUGACCACAGGGGGAUCUGCGGACUCGGACGGAAGACUGGAAAUGAUACUUGCGUAUCAUCCUGUGUAUUAGAGCAUAACUUUUGGGUGCAUAGCGUGGCGUUGGUGGAAUUUUUGAAGCCGAGACGCUUUUUCUUCUCGGCUUUACUCCGGGGAGACCUGUACAUUGAUAUAUCCUGACGAGAUCGCCGCUCCUGAUAAUUUACAAGAACGUUUGCUGUACUGCUG
This is a messenger RNA of Aspergillus steynii IBT 23096, 648 nucleotides long. It is a transcript of the gene pam18, whose product is annotated as putative mitochondrial DnaJ chaperone (Tim14). The transcript has 4 exons. The coding region runs from base 54 to 371 and encodes 105 amino acids. Gene Ontology annotation, biological process: protein import into mitochondrial matrix. Gene Ontology annotation, molecular function: ATPase activator activity. NCBI's taxonomy places the organism in Eukaryota, Fungi, Ascomycota, Eurotiomycetes, Eurotiales, Aspergillaceae. Gene Ontology annotation, cellular component: PAM complex, Tim23 associated import motor. The record is from RefSeq and is a predicted model, not a curated record.